Cydia fagiglandana is the source of this 5489-nucleotide messenger RNA. It is a transcript of the gene 2mit, whose product is annotated as leucine-rich repeat and death domain-containing protein 1. Gene Ontology annotation, molecular function: protein binding. NCBI's taxonomy places the organism in Eukaryota, Metazoa, Arthropoda, Insecta, Lepidoptera, Tortricidae. Bases 616 to 3135 code for a protein of 839 amino acids. The transcript has 2 exons. The record is from RefSeq and is a predicted model, not a curated record.
AAUAAAAGUUGCCAUGAACCAUUCAGCCGUAAUAAAUAUCUGUCUAAAUCAUGUUCUCCUGUGAGACAGCCCAACUGGGAGCAAUCUCAGUUAGAACGACCGAAAAAUAUAACGUACAUUUACAAAUACUUGCCCCCUCAAAAUAACGUAUUAGGGAGCGCCGAGUAUGACAUAAAUAGUGGCGGUGUGGAAGUCAGUCGACUAUAUAAAAAUGAGGUUGUGAGGGAUAUUACGGCGGCGGCAGGGCGCCGGCGCCGGGGCUCUCGCCCUUGCUCUCGCAGUUCGCGGGCAGACCCGUCGGCGCCCGCUGUGUCGCUGGCCGUCCGCUCCGCCUCGCGACACGACAACACUCGCCCGCGACGCUUCCCGCGAGCGCUCGCCCCUCGCGCGACUCACGAUCGAGUGACUUGCUCCGCCAGGUGAGCGUGAGCAUGACUGACAGCUUCCGAGCACCAAACGCGCCUACUUGAAGUGUCUGUGCCGGAGUGAAAACAACAUGUUUCAAACAAGUAGAACACAUGACAUCAGUGCUGUUGUGAACUACGAUUGUAUAUCUCCGCUAACUCAACCGAUCCUGGUUUUUAAUCCAGCAUAGGCUCAGGGAAGCAGAAGACAAUGACUCUAAUUCCAAUAAAAUAUUUACUUUUUGUAUUUUUAUCGUUUUGGCAAGUUAGCAAUCUAGCAUCGACAUGUCCAGAAAAAUGUACGUGCCAUAACAAUUUAACCUUAUCUCUAAAAUGUUCCUACAACGUAACAUUGAAAGAAAAUCAGAAUGUGUAUCACGUGUCGGUGUGUUGCGACGACGAAGAGCAAAUAUGGAGGCAGGAGUUCGCAAACAAAACGCUAUCAGAAGUGAUGGUCCGCUAUUGCAGCGCGUGUGGCAGCGCCGAUCUCGCAUCGCCGGCACUCGACACCUAUUCGCUACUCAUCACAAACAACAACCUUUCCAAAAUUGCGAUCAACGUCAACAACCGAAACUUACGACAGAUAAACUUAUCUGAUAAUAGACUGAAAUCCAUUACAAAAGGCCUCUUUAAUAAUUUUUCGUCUCUUCAAAAACUAAUUUUAAGUAGAAAUGAAAUAAUUAGCAUAUUUCCGGGAAGUUUUAAUGGACUAUCAAAAUUAGAAUUGCUGGAUUUAUCGGAAAAUAACCUAACGAUCUUAGCGAACGUUUUUACGCCGCUUAAAAACCUUCAGCAUCUAAAUUUAAGUAGAAACAACAUCGAGUUCAUCCCCGAGAACUACUUCAACAAUUGGUUGUUGCAACACUUGGACGUGUCGCAUAACAAUUUGAAGAAGAUGGAGCCUGGCGCGUUGCAGUUGUUGCCAAACCUCGCCCGGCUGCUGCUAACUGACAAUCCUCAUUUAGGAAUCACGCAGCUAGACCGGCAGCUGCUGGUCGGCACGGGACGCCGGCUGCAGCAGAUCGAUGCGUCGCGCACCGGCCUCUACCAGGUGCCCGAGGCCUUCACCCACUCUGUGCGCUUCCUGUCGCUCGUCGGCAACCAGAUAUCAUCCGUCAGGUGCGGCGAUCUCGACAGCUACCCGUUAUUGCAGUCUCUCGACUUCUCUGACAACAAAAUUCUUUCGGUUGAGGAUGACUCUUUGGGCAGAUUAGAAAUGCUCUUAUUACUAAAUAUUAAUAAGAACAUUUUAACAACCGUACCUAAAUCUCUACCUGACGAGCUGAAAUAUUUAUCCGUAAAUGAUAAUCUUGUGAAGAACUUAUCUCGACAUGACUUCAAAAACUUACCCAAUUUGCGAAUAUUGUUAUUGAAAAACAAUCAAAUACGAUACAUUGAAGAUCAUGUAUUCGACGAUUUAUUGUCUCUCGAAAUGCUGGAUUUGUCGAAUAAUCCGAUACAAGUUCUAUCGUCGAAUACUUUUGACGGACCUCUGUCGCUUCGCGACUUAAGGCUGUGCUACCUGAACGUGUCGGUGCCGGCGCAGGACGGCUCGUUCCCGGUGCCGUCCCCGGAGAGCGUGCAGAUGCUGCACCUGCAGGCCAGCCCCGGCCUCGCGCGCCAGCUGCUCGCCGACUCUGCAGCGCUGGCCGCCUUCUCACAUCUGCAAUAUCUCGACUUAAGAAUGAAUAAUCUAUCGGAAAUAAGAAACGAUUUGCUUUUCUAUCUUAGUCAGUUAAAAACCUUAAGAUUACACGGCAAUAGCCUUAAUUGUAGCGCCAAAUUGUGGCUAAAAGACUGGAUGAAUUGGAACCAGUCCACAUCAAACGGCGAAAGCUGUUACUACUCCACUUCAGAAGCCAAAGAGGAUAUAAUCAAAUACAACUGUACUUUUCCGGAAACGUUCACCAUAAGCGAAAGCUUGCCGCCGGUGAAUUUAUAUAGCACAGAAAUGAUAAAUAAAUUGUUGAGGUACUAUGGGUAUCUCAAUAAUAAAACAGAGAAAAGUUUCGACUUUACAAAACGUGACAAGAUUAAACAUAACUCUGUUAGCUCCGAGUACGAGUCGAAAUUGAACAAAACCAUUGCCAAAUAUACGAAAUAUGCUAAUAGUUCCAUCUCUAGUGAAAAGAAAGAUGCGCUUAAGAUGAAAAAUACGUUAAAAUUCCCAUAUUAUGACUACUUGAACGAAACCACGGCCAUCAAAUCACGAGAAUCCUCAAAAAUAUUAGAGCAAAACAAACUGUUACAUGAUCAAUUUAAUAUAGAUCAAAGGUUUUUAGAUACAGAGCCUAAUUUAUCUCCAGCAUGGCGUGACUCGAAAAAAGGGAAUGAAGAUGACAUUCCAGAAAUUCGGCAAAAUAAUAAAUCUGGUAAGCGCUUGAAUACACCAGUGGAAGCUAAAAAACUUUUACAAAUGAACUUAGUGAAAAAUGAAUCUCACCCGGCGACCCUUUUAAAUGUAACUCAUAAUGAAAUAGGGCUCGUCGUCGCAGGCGGCAAUCAGACAGCGGAUGCGAACGAAAAAUCACAGUUUUCGCCGUAUCAGUCGCCUCACACAAACUAUGCACAAUACAUGGGCACAGUCGCCGUGUCCGUACUGAUAGUGAUGUCUUUGAUCCUUUGGAUCAGUUUCCGCCUGAGAUAUAGGAGAAGGCGGGUGCCAAUCGUGGAGGUGGAGGCUGAGGACCAAAUAGAGGUGUCGAAUAUAUCCGGUGGAGUGCUGUGGUGACACCUGCGCGCAGCCGACCCCACCCCCUUCGAAUACGACUCGCUUCUGACGUAGCACUAGUAGUGUGACGGUCGGCUGCACGCUGUAUGGGAGCUGUUAUGUGAUAUAAUUGGACGUACAUAUUUUUCUAUGGAAUAAGUACAAAGUUGGAUGGGCAGCGAUGCUUAUACUUGUUUGUGUCUAAAGUGUAAAUAACCUUUGUUAACUAACUUAGGACAUAGAGAUAAAUAACGUAUUUUUGUGUAAAGUCGUAGCAUUGUGAUCAUUAAGGUUUGUUUGAGUAUAGGUAAGUGUACCUAUGACCUAUAUUUUUUAAGAAAUACGUAUUAUUAAUUAAUGUUGCUAUAAAACAUUUACAUAGAGCAGAUCUUGUCUUCCUUGUUAACCCUGUCAUUGUAAUAAAUAACAUAAGAUAUCUUGUAAACGAUCAUAAAUUGGUCAGGUCAUGUAGUGCCAAAACGUUUGGAAUCGUACAUUUGUGAUCCCUGUGUUUAUACAAAAAUUGUUGUCGAUAUAUUUAUCAAUAGCAAAAGUAAAUUAAGAACAAUACUAUAUAUCAAUCCGAAAUGCCAAUAUAUAAAAUGAAUUAAGCACGUAUUUAUUCACUUUCCUGAUCUGUGCAUUAAUUAAUUGGGUACAGUUCUUUGAUUAUAAAGUUAUGCGCUUCGGCAAUCUUGGUCUCUCGCAAAUAUUCGAAGUUACCUACAUCUCUUUCUUUGGUACAGAGAAUUUUAUAUAUAAGUAUAGUUAGACGAAGAUUGCCGAAGCUUUGAAGCUUAAAUUGUAGUCAUACAAUUAUGACUCAUUUUUGUGUAAGACUUGCUAAAUACCUAAAACAAACUAACCUAUGUACCUACAGUGCGCUAAUUGUAAUAUUUUAACGAAUUACGAGUAAUUUCCACGUUUUGCAAAAUAUGUCGGUAAAUUACGAGUUGAGUAGAUACUUACUCAAAAACUUUGACUCAACUGUACUCAAAUUGAUAAUCCUUGAAUCUAUGAUUUAUAAGUUUAUGUACGUUAUCCCAUUUUAGUGAUUCAUAAAAAUACUGGUACACGUGUAAAUAUAUUAGUCGCUCCAUGAAAACCAACUGUCAUUUCUAGAUGUUUACAUCACCAUUUUUACACCUCACCUCACCUCAUUUUUAUCACAUUUGCAUACUGUUUUACAGCUCUUUUCCAGAUUGUCAAACUUCCCAUAGUUCGAUAUGGUAACGGUUUGCUAUAAGUAACUUAUAAGCUGUUUAUUUCCAUUUGUCUCAUGCCUUUACAUUUUGGUCCAAGAAUGUAUGAACACUUCAAUCUUCUUUGUGCUCUGCAAAUACAGUUGUUCUGUUGUUUAGGUACUUACAUGCAAUGUUUUGUAGGGUACUGAGUUGACAAACAAAGAAAACAACAAUGAAGUCACAUGGGGUUAUUUCUAACCUCUAGUUCCCCUUUAACUACAAAUAGUAAAACUAUGAAGCAGAGUUUUUAUCCAUUAAUAUAAUUUGUAAAAACUGAAAAACUGAAAAAAAAAUUAAUAAUCUGAAAGUCGUUUGACGGUAAAAAUAUCGGGCCAAGAGUAUUCCCUUCUCAUAAUACUCAAAGUUCCGAACAUUCCCAGCAGCUGCAAUUUUAAUAACCCCCUGCAACGGUACAUCUAACUAUGAAUAAUUUACCUGUUAAAGUGUACAUUGAUAAUUUCCUGCAGCGUGUGUUGUGUAACAUCGGAUACUCGACUCUAAUUUAUGUACAUUUUGAUAUCGUUUAAUAGCUUUUAAGAGAACAAUAUGAUGCAGUUGUAUCUUAUGUCAGUGCUCUUUAAUUCGACUUAUUUGUAAGUUUGCUAAUCAAGUGAUUAAAAUUCCAUAAAUUAUAUUGCAAUUCAAAAAUAUUUUUAAAUAAUAUCAGUGCAGUACAUACAGUCAAUAACAUCAGGUUUCCAGCUAGUAUCUAUACAAUAAAAAUGCCAUUAUACUUAAAUAUUUUUUUUAUGGAAAUCUCUUGUUGAUAUGUUUACUCGUAGUUAAGACAAAAAAUAUAUUAUUUCUUUUGGAGACGGUGCCGUAUUUUAUGUACAUUGUCUGACGUCUGACUAUUUGAUUUAGCUUUGUUAUUAUGUGAGCGUAAAUAUGAAAAUUUCUAACUUAUUACGUUUUUCGAAUAAGUAUAUUAUGUAUAGAAUAAGGUUUACCGUCUCGAUGAGAUUGCAUCCACAGAGGCUAUUUGGCAGUAUUAAACAAACGAGGAUAAAAGUUUAAUUUAACAUAAUAUACAUGUAGGGUAAUUCGCCAGUAACUGACCACUGUUAGUAAUUGUGGCCACCCUAAACUAAAAAUGAAUUCUAUUCACCUAUAAACUAUUGAAGUAUGGCC